AUGGAGAUUAUUCAAAAAAGACGACGGUGACGGAGAGUCAACUCUCCUCCUAUCCCCAAACCCCCCUGCGAUGGCUUUCAUCUCCACAAAACCCUAGCUUCCGAUCUAGGGCGACGAUUAAGAUUAGGGUUUCGAUUUGCUCUCCUCCCUCCCAAAAGAUCUCGAUCCAAACUCCAAUCCCCUGCUCAGAAUUCCACUUCCCGCUCUCCCCUCCUCCCAGAAUUCCAAUUCCUUAUGAUCUCAAUAAGCUCAGGAAGCUAGGGUUAGGAUUGGGAUUUCGAUCUUUUCCCUCUCCCGUCCCGAGAAGAUGGUUGGAUCUCGAAGACACCUUCCAGGGUUCCAAUUUCUUCUCCUGCUCCCAUUCCUGGCAUCAUUUCUUCUCCAAUUGGAGUCCAAAUGCCAGAAUGGUUGUGACCUUGCCCUUGGCUCCUAUUAUGUCUCCCCUAAUUACAACCUGAGCUACAUCGCCGGCUUCUUCAACCUCAGCGACACCGACGUCCUCCGGUACAACCCCAGCAUCCCCAACACGCAAUACAUCCAGGCUGGAUCCCGCGCCAAUGUCUCCUUCCCCUGCGACUGCAUCAACAGCGACUUCCUCGGCCACGUCUUCUCCUAUGUUACUCUCCCCAACGACACCUACCGAAAGAUUGCCACCGACUACUACGCCAACCUCACCACAGCCGCCUGGCUCGCCAAGUUCAACAGCUAUAACUCCACUCAGAUCCCUGAUGGAGCCACGAUUAAUGUCACUGUGAACUGCUCGUGUGGGAAUGAAUCCGUGUCGCGUGACUAUGGGUUAUUCGAGACAUAUCCGCUCCGACCCGGGGAGAACCUCUCCACAGUGGCUGCACAGUUUGAGUUGUCAUCAAAAGAGGAUUUGCUGCGGGAGUAUAAUCCUGGAGUGAAUUUCAGUGCAGGAGAGGGGAUUGUGUUUAUACCGACGAAAGAUCCAAACGGAAGUUAUCGCCCCUUUCUGUCAAGUACAGGUAUUUCACGGGCAGCUAUUGCUGGUAUUUCUAUAGCUGUAAUAGUUCUACUAGUAUUAGCCAUCUGUUUGUAUGUUGGGGUUUAUAGGAGAAGGAAGGCAAAGAGGGUCGCACUGCUUCCAUCACUAUCUGAAGGUGCAGUUUCUUUGUAUAACUCUCCAGCAGAUACUCCUAGAACUGGCACCCAACCGGCAGGUAUUACUGUUGACAAAUCAGUGGAGUUCUCUUAUGAAGAACUUGCAAAGGCUACAGAUGACUUUAGCAUGGCUAAUAAAAUUGGUGAAGGUGGUUUUGGAGCUGUUUAUUAUGCUGAGCUUAGAGGAGAGAAAGCUGCUAUCAAAAAGAUGGACAUGCAAGCAACUCAAGAAUUUCUUGCUGAACUGAAAGUUUUAACACAUGUUCAUCACUUGAAUCUGGUGCGCUUAAUAGGUUAUUGUAUUGAAGGCUCUUUAUUCCUGGUAUACGAAUUUAUUGAAAAUGGUAACUUAAGCCAACAUUUGCGUGGGUCAGCUAGGGAUCCUCUACCAUGGGCCGCCAGAGUGCAGAUUGCCCUUGAUUCAGCAAGAGGUCUUGAGUAUAUUCAUGAGCAUACAGUUCCGGUAUACAUACAUCGGGAUAUCAAAUCAGCAAACAUCUUGAUAGAUAAGAAUUUCCAUGGAAAGGUUGCAGAUUUUGGUUUGACAAAACUUACUGAAUUCGGAAGUACGUCACUUCCAACUCGGCUUGUUGGUACAUUUGGUUACAUGCCUCCAGAGUAUGCUCAAUACGGUGAUGUUUCUCCUAAGGUGGAUGUUUUUGCUUUCGGUGUUGUCCUUUAUGAACUUAUUUCUGCCAAGGAAGCAAUUGUCAAGACAAAUGAAUUCGUUACCGAAUCGAAGGGAUUGGUUGCUCUGUUUGAGGAUGCUCUUGAUCAACCUGAUCCUAAGGAAGAUCUCCGAAAACUUAUUGAUCCGAAACUUGGUGAGAGCUACCCAAUUGACUCAGUCCUCAAGAUGGCCCAGCUUGCAAGGGCUUGCACGCAAGCGAAUCCCCAGCUGAGGCCGAGCAUGAGAUCUAUUGUUGUUGCAUUGAUGACCCUAUCUUCCACUGCCGAAGACUGGGACAUGGGCUCCUUUUAUGACGACCAAGCUCUAGUCAAUCUCAUGGCUGGAAGAUAGUUGGCUCGCCAUCUUCCUUUUGUUUAUAGUGGCAUCUUUAAAUGUGUGUAAGCUAUUGUAAGUAGCAUCUACCACAAGUCAAUAAACAAGUGUACAUCUCUCAUGUUUCAAUAGUAAAACUUUUGAGUCAAGAUUUGUAUAAAUUAUUUUUUUUCAGAAGACCCUAGUCCGCAUGCAGAACGAGUUGUAUUUAUGAGACGAGCAUAAUAAUAUUGGCAUUUUUGUGUCAUGCAAAUAAAAUUUACUAUGAAUA
Molecule: messenger RNA, 2396 nt
Organism: Phoenix dactylifera (date palm)
Lineage: Eukaryota; Viridiplantae; Streptophyta; Magnoliopsida; Arecales; Arecaceae
Source: RefSeq, a predicted model, not a curated record